AUGGUUAGAGAAUGUAAAGAAAUACCACAAUACAAAAAACAAAUUAAUAAGGCGGAAAGUCAAAGAUUAACUAUGAUGAAUAUGAUAUUAAAGAAUGAUUGGAUGAGAAAUGUCGCUAAGAAUAAUAAUUUUCAACAUCCAAAAGCUAUUUAUUCAAGUAGAAGAUUAUCAUUUGAGAAUUUGCCUCAACCUAAAAAUCCUAUAAUACCAGAAGACGAAGAUGAUCAAGAUGAUUAUUCGUUAAAAGACGUUCAACUUCGUCGUCGGGCAACGACUACUGGCAUCAAAUCCGACAAUCGUCAAAUAAACCAAUUUGCAAAGGACAGACGUAGUGUUCAAAUCCUUUCUUCUCAACAAUCUCAGAAUAUCAAUGCCAUUAUGAAAUAUGCUCCUCAAAUUCCUCCAAUUCAGGUUCCUCAACAUGGACAACUUGAACGAAGCGACACAAUAAUUCAACGUCGUAAAAUUCCUGCUUCACCCAUUACUCCCGUUUCUCCCAUUUCUCCUAGAUAUGCUCCAAAACCUAGUACGAUAGCUAAUAGGAAAAUUAAAAGAAAAAGUAGAACAUUCAGCGUGGAGGAGAGAGAACGAUUAAAAAAUAAUAAUUCACUUAUAUCUUCUACGUCGUCUGCUAACGAUCUAAUUUCUACUAAAAAAUAG
Molecule: messenger RNA, 660 nt
Organism: Diversispora eburnea
Lineage: Eukaryota; Fungi; Glomeromycota; Glomeromycetes; Diversisporales; Diversisporaceae
Source: the annotation of a GenBank genome assembly